Oenanthe melanoleuca is the source of this 1311-nucleotide messenger RNA. RefSeq lists its product as uncharacterized. The record is from RefSeq and is a predicted model, not a curated record. Bases 219 to 887 code for a protein of 222 amino acids. The transcript has 6 exons. Lineage: Eukaryota; Metazoa; Chordata; Aves; Passeriformes; Muscicapidae.
CAGUGCCUCAGUGCCCUAACGAGGACGUGCCCUUGCCCUCCCCAGAGGGUUCUGGCAAGCUCUCCUUGGGUUUCCCAGCAACUGGGGCAAAGAGUGCCUGCCCCAGUCCCUGAGCACAGCACUGCUGUGGGGUGGGGCACAGGGUGACAGCCAGCACACAGCUCACAGCUGUGCCUGCCUCCAGUGCUUGUGCUCUCAGCACCACCAGCAGCAGAGAAAUGUGCAGCCCCUGCCUGCCCUGGAAAGCACUGCUUGUCCUGAGUUUAGCAGGUCUGCUUGCAGAUUUCACUGACAUUGGAGCUUUGGCUGGUCUGAGUGAAUGUGAGAGUGCAACCAUAGAUGAUGUGAAUGAGAGUCUCAAGAAAUAUUCAAAAUGCUUGCCUGAUAUGAUUGCCAAGGGUGAAAAAGCUUCAAUCAAUUUCCUGGCAUGGACACUGCAAGAAGCACUGGACCUGCUGCGCCCUGCUCAAGAGCAGUUUUGCAAGCAACUAACUCCGUGCCCUCGCCCAGUGGCCCCAAAAAACGGGGGGCUGGUGUGUGUGACCAUUGACAGCACUCAGUACUGCAAACCCAUGUGCAACAAGGGUUAUGACUUCGAGUUCCUCAGAAGAAGCAGGCUGUAUGAAGUGUGUGGCAAUGCCACUGGGUUUUCCUGGACCACACAGCUCAUCGGGGGAAAGGCACUGGCUGUCUGCAACCCCUCUGAGAUGGCCAUCAGUGGAGCUAAAUCUGCCUAUUUCCCCAGCAACAGCACCUGUGUGCACACACUUGCCUCCCCUGAGGCUCAGGCAGAGCAGCUGAACAUCUUCCUCAAGGAGAUUGGAGAGCAAGGAGUGGAUGUCUCCAUCCGGGACCAGGGGGCAGAUUGCAUCCUCUGUGGUUACUGAGCACAGCCCAGCCUGCUGCACUUGGGCUGCAGAGCAGAGCAGGGAAAUCAUGGCUCACACAUGUGAACACACAGCUUUCAUCUGGCUGGAGAUGACAGCCAUGACCUCAGCUUUGGGGUGUGGAUAUGUAGGCUGAACCUGAUCCCACAGCUCAUGGCAGAAGAGUUUCAAAGAAAGACCACUUUUAUGGCUUAAAUUUGUCUAGCUGGAAUUAAAUAAGAAUAAAAGUUUUUUAAUUGAUGCCUUCCUAUUGGCUUAACUUCUUCAGGAACUCUAAGGUAGUGCUAACACUGAUUUAUCAGAAAUUGUCCUGUGUCAGGGGUGAUCCUUACUGAGAAAGGGCCAUAAUUCUAUUCACUUUUACAGCUCCCAGUUAAUCACUGUUAUUGCUCUGAUGAGCAUUAAAGCUGUGUAAGUGACAACA